Molecule: messenger RNA, 456 nt
Organism: Mizuhopecten yessoensis (Yesso scallop)
Lineage: Eukaryota; Metazoa; Mollusca; Bivalvia; Pectinida; Pectinidae
Exons: 3
Source: RefSeq, a predicted model, not a curated record
AUGCAUGUGUAUUACGUGUUUGUAGAGAAUGACUGGGAACUAGUCUUCAGAGCACAGUCCAACAACAGUCUGAGUCCUUAUGCAGCAUGGAUGGGAACGUUGUCUCUUCCAACUCCGGUACAGGACGGCUGUAGGCUUAUGACGGAAACGUUCACAUGUACCACCAUUUAUAGAAAUGAUGUUCUUGAUAUGUGGAGUUCGGGAAAUAUUACUGAGGUACAACUGGAGCUAUACCGAGGUGGUAGCCGAGUUGUCUAUGUCCGAUUUGAUGGCAGAGGAUCAGCGUUAACCAACUGGUUUAGCAUCGAUAAGUUAAUAGACAGUGGCUGGAGCACCAUGUCUAAAAGCCGCACCUUCAAUUACUUCUCCAUACAUGGGGCCGACGAAAGGAGGUUUUUUAUCAAUCAAAACUAUGGCAGCUGUCCUGUCGACGCAGGCUGGAUGGCAGUUAUUGAU